UUCAUAGCAACAGCAUGUGCCGCACUUCUCCAUCAUUACAAAUAUAACCAUGGAUGUUAAAACAAUUUUUGUUGCUUUGUUGCUGUGUUUUUUCACAGGGACGCAAUGUGAAGAUGUUGAUCCAAAAGAUGAUAAUUUCUCUGAGUUGGGCUUAGAGAUUGCUCCUCGCAGACUUCCUCGACAGAUCAAAGCAAUGCUUCUUAAGGAGACGAAGCCGCACAUCCAGGACCUUACGGUGAAAACGACGAUCAUCAGCCGCUAUGCCUUCACCGCCGUGUCUUGCACCAUGGUCAACAGACACUCGGCCGCCACCAAAGGGGUCUUCCAAUUCCAGCUCCCCGCGAGUGCCUUUGUCUCCAACUUCACUAUGAUCAUCGGGGGUCGGGUCUACCCCAGCGAGGUCAAGCCCAAGGAGAAGAAAGUCAAGCAGGUCAAAGAGGGUGACAACAAACCGAAGACCGACGAGCAAGGUGGACAGAGCGAGAGUGAGAUGGAGACGUUCCGCGUGUCGGCCAGCGUCCCGGGGAAGAACCGGGCGGUGUUCCUGCUGACGUACGAGGAGCUGCUGCAGAGGCGCCUGGGGAAGUACGAGCAUGUGACCAGUCUGCGGCCCCUGCAGCUGGUGAGCCGCCUGCUGGUGGAUGUGACCAUCGUGGACCGCUCCGAGAUCACAGACCUGGAGGUGCUGCCGCUACGCAACGGGAAGAACGGCAACGGGGCCAAAGCCCAGGGCAAUCCCUCUCUGCCCGUCUCCACGGUGAUCAAACAGAACAAAACGUAUUGCAAGAUCACAUUCAGCCCCAACAUCAUCCAGCAGGCCAGGAUCACGACCAACGGCGUUCUGGGAGACUUCAUUGUCCGAUACGAUGUGGAGAGAGAGAUGGGGAUUGGGGACAUCCAGGUGCUGAACGGACAUUUUGUACACUACUUUGCGCCAAAGGAUCUGCCCGUGGUUCCAAAAAAUGUUGUUUUUGUCAUCGACACCAGCGCGUCCAUGGUUGGGACCAAAAUGAGACAGACGAAGGAGGCCCUCUUCACGAUCCUGAAGGACCUCCGGCCCAACGACCGCUUCAACUUCGUCAGCUUCUCCAACCGGAUCAAGGUUUGGCAGCCGGGCCAGCUGGUGGCAGUCACCCCGAACAACAUCCGGGAUGCCAAGAAGUUCAUCUACAUGAUCUCGCCCACCGGAGGCACGGACAUAAACGGGGCCAUCCAGACCGGCUCGUCGUUGCUGAGCAACUACCUGUCCAGCACGGGCGGGCACCACAACAGCGUGUCGCUCAUCAUCUUCCUUACGGACGGGCGCCCGACGGUGGGCGAGGUGCGGUCUCCCAGCAUCCUCAGCAACACCCGCUCGGCCGUGCAGGAGAAGUUCUGCGUCUUCACCAUCGGCAUUGGCAACGAUGUGGACUACCGCCUGCUGGAGCGCAUGGCGCUGGAGAACUGCGGCAUGAUGCGGCGCAUCCACGAGGAGUCCGAUGCCAGCGCCAUGCUCAAGGGCUUUUACGACGAGAUCGGCACGCCGCUCCUCUCCGACGUGCGCGUGGGCUACACAGAGGACCUGGUCCAGUACGUCACCCAGAACCUCUUCACCAACUAUUUCAACGGCUCUGAGAUCAUCAUCGCCGGCAAGCUGACCAACCAGAGCGCCGAGUCGCUGCACGUGCAGGUGACGGCCAGCAGCAGCGACAAGAGCAUCGUCCUGGAGACGGACGUGGCGCUGCGGGAGCGCGAGCUGGAGACGAGGCGGCAGGUGGAGGCGGCCGAGGCGGGCCCGGCGGCCGAGGCGUACGUGGAGCGCGCCUGGGGCUUCCUGACUGUCAAGGAAGGGCUGCGGGACCGCGUGCGGAGCCCCGGGGGCCAGGAGAGGGAGGAGCUGACGCAACGCGUCGCCAACCUGUCGCAGGCCUACGGCUUCCUCACGCCGGUCACCAGCUUGGUGCUGGAGACGCCCGACGCCGAGCUCCAGGACGCGGAUGCAGUCAAUGACAGCGCCAGCGCUGCUGCCGCCACAAAUGGCACAGAUCCUGUCGAGGAGCCCACCGCAGGAACGGCUGAGGAGAAACCACAGAGCCUUCACAGGAGCCCUGAACAACCAGUUCCGUCUGCAGAUAAAACUGUCAGGAAACCAGUCAAGAAAUCCAUCACCAUCUCUAAAACCUCAGCUGAUGGUGACCCACACUUCAUUGUCGAGUUCCCCCUCAGCAAGCUGACCGUGUGUUUCAACAUCAAUGGAGAACCGGGGCAGGUCCUCAGACUGGUGUCGGAUCACAAGCACUCAGGGGUGACGGUGAAUGGGAAGCUGAUCGGAGCACCAGCACCAGCUCACAGCCGCAAGCAGCAGCGGACCUACUUCAGCACCAUUGCCGUGGUGAUAGAGCGACCGCGGCGAGCCUACAUUGAAAUCACGGCCCGUAAGGUCAUCCUGGACGGCAAGGACCGCCUGGUGCUGCCCUGUGACAAAACGGCCGCCGUGGAGAGUGACGGGCUGGGUGUGGCCAUCGCGGGCGGGUCCAACAUCACAGUUAUGGUCCAGGGGACCAUCAGCUUCGUCAUCUUGAUCCACCAGUAUAAGAACCCGGCCCCGUUCCAGAAGGACCACCUGGGGUUCUACAUCUCCAACAGCAAGGGCCUGUCCAAGGAGUCCCAUGGGCUGCUGGGUCAGUUCCUGUAUCAGGAGGUGGGACUGAUGGAACUACCAACAAAUGCCACGACAGCCAACACCACAGCAACUAUGAUCCAAACCAAUGCUACAGCAGCCAAACUUUCUACCAAUGCUACCAUGACCAAGACUCCAACGAACACGACCACAGCUAAGGUUCCUACCAAUGCUACCGUGACCAAGAUUGCAAAGAACACCAUGGCAACCAAGGUUUCUACCAAUGCUACCGUGAGCAAGAUUCCAAAGAACACCACAGCAACCAAGGUGUCUACCAAUGCUACCGUGACCAAGAUUCCAAAGAGCACCAUGGCAACCAAGGUUCAUACCAAUGCUACCGUGACCAAGAUUGCAAAGAACACCAUGGCAACCAAGGUUUCUACCAAUGCUACCGUGACCAAGAUUCCAAAGAACACCACAGCAAUCAAGGUGUCUACUAAUGCUACCGUGACCAAGAUUCUAAAGAACACCACAGCAACCAAGGUUCCUACCAAUGCUACUGUGACCAAGGUUGCAACAAACACCAAGGUCCCAACCAAUGCCAUGGCAACCAAGGUCUCUCCCAACACCACAACAAACAAGUUCCCUACCAAUGCUACCAUGUCCAAGAUCCCAACCAACACCACGAUAAACAAGGUUCCAAUCAAUGGCACACACCCAGAGACCCACUCCCUCACCCCAACUCCAGACUCCAGCCAUGCUCUGAAGAUCAAGGAUCGCACGAUCGCUGUAGUGAAGAAGACCCGGAGAAUCUACAGCGGGGCGCAGACUGUGGACUGCUGGUUUGUGAAGAACAAUGCUGCCAAGCUUAUCGAUGGCCGGUACGAGGACUACGUCGUGACACAUCUUUUUGAUACAGGGGAUGGACCCAAUGGGACCAACAGUCACCAAAACUGACCCCUAUCAUUCAAAAGACUACAACCUUCCCCCAACCCAAGUCAACACUCCACCUAAAACCAUCACUCCCUUUCUGUAUGUGAGCAGCUCCUGCAGGAUACAACAGUUUGCGGACUAAAUAAGU
Molecule: messenger RNA, 3680 nt
Organism: Megalops cyprinoides (Indo-Pacific tarpon)
Lineage: Eukaryota; Metazoa; Chordata; Actinopteri; Elopiformes; Megalopidae
Gene: itih5
Product: inter-alpha-trypsin inhibitor heavy chain 5
Exons: 14
Coding region: 50-3556 (1168 amino acids)
Biological process (GO): hyaluronan metabolic process
Molecular function (GO): serine-type endopeptidase inhibitor activity
Source: RefSeq, a predicted model, not a curated record